Naegleria lovaniensis is the source of this 1191-nucleotide messenger RNA. RefSeq lists its product as uncharacterized. The transcript has a single exon. Gene Ontology annotation, biological process: L-serine catabolic process; L-threonine catabolic process. The coding region runs from base 1 to 1191 and encodes 396 amino acids. The record is from RefSeq and is a predicted model, not a curated record. Gene Ontology annotation, molecular function: threonine deaminase activity; pyridoxal phosphate binding; L-serine ammonia-lyase activity. NCBI's taxonomy places the organism in Eukaryota, Heterolobosea, Eutetramitea, Acrasida, Naegleriidae.
AUGUCAAAUCAUAACAUGCUCAGAGUGAUGGUAACACCUCAAGCCAUCCAAGAAGGUGAACGACGAAUUCGUCAUGUUGUAAAGAAAACCUCUCUCGACUCGUGUUUGAGUUUUCAAAAACAUGUUCCCAAUUUCAAGGGAACACUUUUACUUAAAUGUGAAAAUGAACAAUAUACGGGAUCAUUUAAAUUGAGAGGAGCGACACAUAAAUUGAUGAAAUAUUUGAAAUCCAUGGAGGGUAAUAAUUAUAGUGAUGAUAUUCAUUCCGAUGAUCAGGAGGACCUAAAUUUAUCCAAUCAUCAUCAUCAUCAUCCAGUUCAAAAUAAUAAUUUAAAUCAUGAGGUUAAAAAAUCCGAGUCCAACAACAUGACGGAAGUCUGUACGGCCUCCACGGGUAAUCACGGAUUUGCAGUAAGCUAUGCUGCCAAGGCUCUCGGAAUAUUCUCAGCAACAGUUGUAGUUCCCGAGAAUGCGGAUCCUUCAAAAAUUGAAAAUAUUCAAAAAGUCAUGGGAGCUCAAGUGAUUCUACACGGAGAUAAUUGUUUAAAAGCAGAAAUGUAUGCAAAAGAAUAUGCACGGGAGAGGAAUAUUCCAUAUAUUUCACCAUAUAAUGACGUCGAUGUUGUAAUUGGACAGGGAAGUAUUGGAGUGGAAAUUUAUGAACAAUUGAAUGAAAUGUUGCAACAGAAAGGAAGUGUGAAUGGAAUUCCAAUGAUGCAGGAUGGAUCGAAUAUUUAUGUGUAUGUGAGCGUUGGAGGAGGAGGGUUAAUUGCAGGUAUUGCCACCUACAUGAAACAUGUUUAUCCAAAAUGCAAAAUUAUUGCAUGUCAGCCAUCGAAUAGUGCUGUCAUGUAUUAUUCAUCUCUAGCCAACAAAAUUUUGGACAAUGUCGAAGAAUUUGAUACCAUCAGUGAUGGAACUGCCGGUGGUAUUGAGGAAAAUUCUCUUACUUUUGAAAUUUGUCAAGCACUUGUGGAUCGUUAUGUGUUAUUGAGCGAGCACGAAAUUUAUGAAAUGUUGAAAUAUUUACUAAUGAGUGAAAGAUUGUUGGUGGAGGGAGCAGCUGCUUGUGCGUUGGCAGGUGUGAAGAAAGAUUCCAUGAAUGAUGUUACAGAUCAAACCAUUCGCAUUGCAGUGUUGUGUGGAAGGAAUAUUUCAGAAGCAAAAAUUAAAAAGAUUGUGAGCUAUUAG